Messenger RNA from Caenorhabditis angaria, 455 nucleotides. The record is from the annotation of a GenBank genome assembly. NCBI's taxonomy places the organism in Eukaryota, Metazoa, Nematoda, Chromadorea, Rhabditida, Rhabditidae.
AUGUGCUCCUCAAAAAUCUUGGCAAUUUUCUUCUUGUUUUUCGCUUGCGUCAACGCUUUCAACUACGAUCGUUACUAUGGAUUUAUUGAGGCGCCGCAACGAAGAUUUUUUGAGGAAUCUGGUGAUAGGUACGGUGGAUUUUUUGGCGCGAAAAUUUGAAUCUAGGAAUCUAGGGGAGUACUGUACAUUUUUGCGAAAAAAAUUCAGAUGUAUAUUUUUUAGCAUAAAAGUUUUCUGAAAGUACUGUAGCCAAGUGUAUCCAAGCAACAAAAAUUCAAAUUCUAAAAAAAAAUAUUUCCAAUGUUCGGUAGAGCGAACUUGCACUUUUACAUUUUCAAAUUUCUUGCAGAGUUCCAUCAAAAGAUCGUCGUGCCCCGUUGGAAGGUUUCGAAGACAUGUCGGGAUUUUUGCGCCAAAUCGACGGCAUUCAAAAACCACGAUUCGGAAGAAAAUAA